Sclerotinia trifoliorum is the source of this 2551-nucleotide messenger RNA. NCBI's taxonomy places the organism in Eukaryota, Fungi, Ascomycota, Leotiomycetes, Helotiales, Sclerotiniaceae. The record is from the annotation of a GenBank genome assembly.
AGAAGGAUGAGAGUUUAUGUUCCUGGCACAUUUCAAAUUAAACGACACGGAUCCUUUCUCGAAAUCUAGAUUUCUUACCAUUCAAAUUUCAACCCGCGCUUUGAGAUUAAAAAUACAAGAGAGUAAACUGGGUACCACACUGAUCCCCCAAGAUCUCCAGCUUUCUUUCCUUUCCAUCCAAUUAGCACCAAAACAACGACCCAUCGGAAUAGCCUUGAUUUAAGGGACAAAGCUACUCGAGUAUAUAAAAGAGCUACUUCGGCAGCUAAGGAAGGAUAGGGCUACCGUCUAAACCUAGUUUUUCCCAAUGAUCCAAUAGUGGUAGAGGACAAGGAAACUACUGUACAUUCACGAUACCAUCACACUCCACCUUUGCCAUUAGUCACCCGCCGAAAGCAAUAGAUACGAUUCACUCAUUUUCCCAGCCUCGAUUCUCUCUCUUCCAUUUUCCUACUCACGACUUUACCUUUUAAAAUCCUCCUUCUUCCUCUCCUCAGCCGCUCUAUCCUCCUCCUUGCCCUCCUCCUCUUCCGCCCUCCUAUUGCUUUCAUUUUAAAAUACCGCAAUAAUGGCCCGAUCUACAAUAAUCUCAACUUUGCUCUUGAGCUCUUCGCUUUUGAGUUUCGCAAAUGCAAACACAGUGCACAUGGGAAUCGCAAAAAAUCAUGCCAACGAAGCACAGCAAUUACAAAGGCGCCAGCAAUAUCUUCAGCGUCGAGGUAUGGGAGAGGUUAUACGAGUUACAGAAAGAGCAGAUACAGUGACAGCAGAUUUGGGAAAUGCCUUGACGAGUGGCCUAUACUAUGCGAAUGUUACAGUGGGAAGUCCGGCACAACAGCUGAGUUUACAGAUCGAUACGGGUAGUUCUGAUGUUUGGGUACCAAGUGCGAGUGCUAGCAUUUGUGAGGAUACUAAAGAUGGAGGAUGUCCUGGUGGGAGCUGUAUGUAUUUCUAUACUUUCCGAGCAAGUUUAUGGAGGAAGAUUGCUAACAAAAUCCAGUUGACUCCUCCAGCUCCACAACCUUCCACGAAGUAGAUCGAGACGCCUUCAAUAUCUCAUAUGUAGAUGGAACUGGAUCGACUGGAGAUUAUUUUCAAGAUACCUUCUCGAUUGGUGGAGCUACAGUCAAAAGUUUUACGAUGGGUCUUGCUACAGACACUUCCAUUUCAAUUGGAAUCAUGGGCAUUGGAUAUAAUAGCUCCGAGGCAAAUAUUCAAACUGGAAAUGGUACUACGUAUGCGAAUUUACCGAACGUCUUGGUUUCUUCAGGAUUGAUAAAUAGCAAUGCUUAUAGCUUGUGGUUAGAUGAUUUAGGUGAGUUUCUUUUCUUCACAAGACAUUUCUGGGAACGAAGCUAAUAUCAAUGUAGAAUCAAGUACUGGCUCAAUAUUGUUCGGUGGUAUCGAUACGGAAAAAUAUGCUGGUGACCUAGUCACUGUCAAUGUCUAUCCAAGCUCCCGUGGAGGGUCGGUAACAUCCUUCACUGUAGCUUGGACUUCCCUUUCGGUUCAAUCUUCAUCUGGAACGGAUCAGUUGACCCCAACCAAUUUUGCUCAACCAGCCAUCCUCGAUUCUGGAACCACUAUUACCCUUCUACCUGACAAUGUUGCCGCUGUCAUCUUCGAAGAACUUGGAGCCACAGUAUCUCAACAGCUUGGCGCAGUAGUCGUUCCCUGUUCUUUAGCCCAGAAAUCUGGAAGCAUAAACUACGGAUUUGGAGGAGUGGAUGGUCCUACUAUUAAGGUUGAUGUAUCACAACUCGUAUUACCUCUCACCACAAGUGAUGGACGUACACCAACUUACAGCAAUGGUGAUCCAGCUUGUCAACUCGGUAUUCAAGCCGCCGGUUCGAACCCUACGCUUUUUGGGGAUACAUUCUUACGGUCAGCCUAUGUUGUUUAUGACCUAGAAAAUAACAGAAUUGGACUCGCGCAAACCGAUUUUAAUGCCACUGGGUCCAAUAUCGUACCGUUUGCAAGCGUAGGUGCAGCCAUUCCAAGUGCAUCAAGCGCACCCAAUGAAGCAGCUGUUACACAGACAGCUUCUGGCAACCCAAGAGUUGGUGUUACGGCAACUGCGACUGGAACUGGUCAAGCAAGUUACAAUCCAACUGCCACGGGAUUGAAUGCUGAAGCAGGCUUCACUUCAACAUCAACAUCAACAUCAUCUAGUACUGGGAAGAAAUCUGCAGGAUCAUCGGGUCCUGGACCAUUUGAAUGGGCUAGAGUUUUCGUUGGUGGUAUUGCGAUGAUAAUGGUUGGUAUCGGUGGUGGGAUCUUUACUCUUUUGAUAUAAUGAAGCUUGGGUUAAGUUGUAGGUAAGUUUAGCAGUGAAGGAUAUACAUAAACCAAAUACAUUGUACAUUAUACACUUACACAGCCAUGUGUAUCUUCAUGAUGCGAUACUAAGGGAAUGUCGUAAUUGGCGCAAAGAGUUUUUGUUUUGAAUGUUAGAGAUUACAUCGGUGGAUGGGCAUAUUUGCAUGGAGUAUUUCAUAUUCGGUAUAACAAAAAGUGUGAAAUAGAGAAUAGAGAAUAAAGAGAAUAUAAU